Messenger RNA from Prorocentrum cordatum, 2365 nucleotides. The record is from the annotation of a GenBank genome assembly. Lineage: Eukaryota; Dinophyceae; Prorocentrales; Prorocentraceae.
GCGCCCGCGACCUAGGGAGUCGCAGUUCGUCCGCACGACCCUCGCCGACAAGUGGGGCGCGAAGGCGGUCCUCAAGGACCCUGGCUUCGCGUGGGGCGGCUCGGGGUACGGGAGCUCGCGGACGCAGGCCAUCGACGAGACGUCCAUGUUGCCUUACGCCGAGGUUUUGAAGACACUCCUCGAGGUUGCACCCUCGGGGUUUCCAGCGCAGAAGUGCUUGAAGGAUGCCUUCCAGGAGCUGGACAAGAGGCACGGCAUCCUCGCGUACGAUAUGCGCUUCCAGGAGAGGGCGGCCAGCCUGGCAGCAGACGCCUGGCGGGUCAUGGCGAAGCACCUCUACAACGCAGCCCAGGCGGAGAAGGCUCUGAGCAACGAGGUGCUUCAGCAGCUGGUGAAGAUGAUCGGGCUUCCCUCUGCAGAAGAUGAUGGCGGUGCAGCUCUUGCCAGUGGCGGCUCCUUCGAGGACUCGCCGUCGUUCGCGGCGGCGGCGGGCCCCGUGGAGGGCGAGGCCGCCGACGUGAGCGCGUCGGCGGUCAGGGCGCUCUUCCCCCCCAGCAUGGGCGAGGCGGCGGAGGGCGAUGGCAGUCGCGAAGCAGCUAAGACCGAGGUCGAGUUCUCCGACGACGACGUGGAGCUCUGCGGAAUGACGUGCAAUUGCAAAGCGUGCCGCGACGCACGCACCGUCGACCUCACGGCCGAAGAGGGCGGCGGCGAGCGGGUCCCGAUCCCGAACGCGGCCAUCGGGGGCCAGAAGCGCGAUACCAGGACCGCCCAGACGGCGCUGAAGGGCGACAAGAGCAAGGGAAAGGGCAAGGGCGACGGGACGCGCGAGACGGUCGCGGCGAUCCUGAAGCCCCCGAAGAAGGCCAAGUCGCCCCCGAAGCAGGAGGAUGAGGCCGAGGUCGAGAGCGGCAACAUCACCCUGCCCGCAACGGUCACCGUGAGGGGGCCGAACGGGAAGAGGCGUGGCGAGGCCUACUUGCUCGACGGCAACAAGAAGUACAUCAUGGGCAUCACCGGCAGGAGGACCGAGGAGUACAAAGAGGUCGUCGAGCGCGCCGCGGAGAAGAUCAACGGCACCAUCCUGAAGACGAAGGACGACCUCAGGAUGUGGUUCGACCAGCAGAUCGGGUUCGACACGAGACAGAUGCCCCCGAAGAGGGCUACGGCUACCAAGUCCGCCUCCCCCGCGAAGCACAGGGGGCCGAUGGGCCACUGCCUCGAGAAGAUGCAAGCAGCAGCGCGCGCAGGCACCACGGCAGCGCCCGUGAAAGCGGAGCCCGUCGACAGCAGCGGCGGCUCCAGCGCGCCUGCCGCGGCAGCGGUGGUUCCUGCCACCGGAGACACCGACGGUCCCGCGGUCAAGGUAGCCAAGAGGGAGGGCGACAGGGUUCGCGACGAGGAGGCGCCCGCGCUAAAGGAGCCCAGGAUCCGCCCAGGAGCCCAGGCCGACGCCUCCGAGUGGGUCCACGACUGGAUCGGAUCCGAUAAGACGGCCUACAACGCCUUCAUGUACCGCCUGCGCAAGCAGGGCCAAGAGAGGAAGGCCAAGUGGAAGGAGAUCCAGAAGUUCGGCUGCGCGAUGGACGCGGAAAAUUUCGUGGACGAGAUCAUGCGCACGACGACGAGGCAGUCCGCGGAGUUCAACAACACGCUGACCCGCAACGAGACGCUCAAGGAGUGGACUACCUUCAAGAAGGCGCUGGAGAAGUACGACGAGGACGUGCUGAUGGCCAUGAUCAGGGCCAGAACCUUGGAGACCAAGCGCGACCCUGCCAUCCCUGAGUCCCUGCUGGUGCCGUGGCCCAAGUACUUGCAGGUGCGGCUGCACUCGGAGAGCGAGCGCGAUCGUCACGGCAAGGGCUUGCAGCUCACGGACAACACCAAUCUGGGCGACGACGCCUACGACGAGAAGUACGCCGAGCAGAGCCGCGGUCACAACCAGCAGCAGGGGGGCCAACAGCAGCAGCAGCCGCCCCAGCAGCAGCAGUCGCUGCAGACGGAGCCAUCGGUCGAGAAGGCGAAGAUGCCCGAGGCCGCGGCCGUCGCCGUGAAGGCCGUGCGCGCGGCGCACGGAUACAUCGACAGGCUCGUUCGCGAGCUCGAGGCGGCCAUCGAGUCCAGCUCGAAGAACGAGAACAGCAAGGGGUGCAAUAUCGAGAAUGACCUGGACGCGAUGAGGGGCACCCUUGCGGCGAAGGACAAGGAGCUCCUGACGUUCGAGAAGAAGUGCGUGAGCUCGAACGGAGCGGGCAUCACUGGCAAGGAGAUCCAGACGGCGGCGGACCUCGCCAAGGAGAUCGACGACGCGAUCAAGAACGGCCGCAAGAAGCUGGCGGCGCUCAGGUCGCUGUGGAAGCUCUGA